CGCCUUUGUAUUUGGUGUGCCCAUGCGAUGAUUCGUCGGUAUGGGAACUCCGGUGUUCGUGCGCUUGAUCAGAACACCGUAAAAGAGGGAGAGGGAUGCAGUGAGCCACGUGACCGAGCGCGUGUUCAACAGUAACAGCUGCACCGAUGCAGUCCUUUCAAUUCACGUAGAACCUUCGUCGAAGCAACACUGUGGCGAUCAGCAGAGCGAAGUCGCCCUGGGAUUCGGGGUCCUAAACAAAGUCGAGACAUACGCUCUUCAGUUUGGCUCGCGGCGCGAAUCGACACGAGACCGAUCGCAAAAACGCGCGAUUCCCGAGGAGCGAAAAAGUGAUUGCAAUUAGAGUGACAGGAGGUCAACCGCACCCCGAAGGAUAAUGGAUAACCACCGCGUCAGGCUGAUUUGCAAUCAACCUCUGAUUCUGGCGGUCGUAAUUGUGUGUGCGCUGGCUAUAUUUAUCGAGACGGCUGAGAGCAGGCCUCACAUCAGGCACCAUCGGGACGGCUCGCACUGCAGCAGAUGCGGUCCAGGUUGGGGCGUGAUUAGCCGGUGCGCCCGCGGCCGCGACACCCAGUGCAGAAGAUGUCCCGCCGGCACUUACAGCCCGCAUCACAGCACGCAGCCCUGCUGGAACUGCGCCAGGUGUGGGCCAGGCCUCUACGAGGCGCAUCCUUGCACGACCCGCUCAGACACCGUCUGUGAUUCUUGCCAUCGCUCCGCGCCGGAUAACCCGGACUACCGGCGGAAGUGCGACGGUCGAGCGAGAUUCUUCCUAGCGCCGGAAGACGCGCGCAGCACCGCCGAGGAGAGCGUGCUGGUGAACGAGCCGGCGUACCAGUUCCAGCUGAGCGACCGGGAGCAGAUACUGGAGAAGGACGUGGAGGCCAUCAUGAGAGACCAGGCGGCCGUCCGGCAGGAAGAGUCGAGCAGGAGACUCUAAUCCGGACGACCGUCCGGACGUCGGUCCCGGCUGACGAAGAUGGUGCUGGCGACGAUCCUCGCGCGUCGAUACGGACGAACGUUGCCGCGAGUCCACUCGCACUUUUGAGGCUCCGCGCGAGAUCGCGAAGAGUCGCGUAAGGGUUCGCAUAAAUUCGUAGAGCGAGAUAAGAAUCACGUGGGCUCGACGCCGACGUCGAGCCUGCGAUACUAGUCAAUUAGCGUGUAAGAGGCCACGCUUAGCCAAGGGAUAGCGUAAGGGGAGGGGAGGAGGGGUACGGGCUUAAGGGCGGCAGUAAACUCUCGUUCGUGUAUUUAUUUGCGAGAGGAACGGUGGAACGGGAGAGUCGCGAAACGUUCCUCUCAGAACAUAGGACACCGAUGCUCCCUCUUCCCCCCUCCUCCUUCCCCACCCCCCUCGAGUCCCAUCGAAGACAUCGGUAAAGCAUUUGAACUAUUCAGCAAGAGAGAAAUCUGAUUUAGGCACAGACUUCUAUAUAUAAGCUAGACUGAGAACUUUCAUUGGUUUUCAUGUAUAAAAGUGACCCUUAUGUAAAACAUAAAAUCAUACGCACAUGCGCAUUGCAAGAUCCCAAGUUAGUACUCUGUAUAUUGAAUGAACAUUGAAUGUGUGUCAUUGAAUGUGACAUUGCGAGAGGAAAUAUUAAAUACUGGGUGAAUAUUAACAUUUUUUGGAAUAAAAAUGCCUGUACGGUGCAAUUAUGUUCUUUUCGGGAGCUUGCAAUACGCAUGCGCGAAAUUUUAAUACAUACUUUUAGGGGACGCGUCAAAGAGAUCAGUUAUCGGUCUAGUGCAGUGUUCUUCAACCUUCUUUCUCUCACGGCAUACUCAAACCUAUGGACAUGUCGCGACUUAUGCAUUCGUAUAAUCAAUUUAAAGAGGCUUCAACUUUGAAUGUAUAUAUUUACUGUGCUUUGAACUUGUUUUCGAAAAUAAUGUAACUAAUGAUUUUUGAAAAUAAUUUCGCGGCACGCCAGUGUGCCGCGGCGCACCGGUUGAAAAUCACUGAUCUAGUGCAUACUACUGUGGUUAAAAAGUAUCCGAACUUUAUUUUUAAAAAUUAAAAUUACAAUUCAAUCAUCAAAGUUCUUAUAGUCUCCUUCAAAGUAGUCCCCAUUGCUUGCAACUCACAUAUGUCAGCGUUUGAUCCAGUCCUAGAAACAUCGCUCAUACGCGGCGACAUGGCUUUCAAUUCACGCAGCGAUUUUUCUUUCACGUCCUCGUUUCGAAACAAUCGUUGUCCGCGAAGUGGUUUUUUCAGUAGAGGGAACAGGAAAAUGUCGCAGGGGGCCAUGUCUGGUGAAUACGGUACUUGCGGAGCGACAUUCGUUAAGUAUUUUGUCAGAAAUUCACGCACAAGUGUCGAGGUAUGCGAUGGUGCGUUGUCGUGAUGCAAAGUCCACGAGUUGUUUUCCCACAAUUCCGGUCGUUUCUUACGGAUUGUGUGCUCCAAGCAUGAUCCAAAUGAUAUUCCAACUUCAUCUGCAUAUCUCUCGCACAGUCAAUCGACAAUUUUGGAGCACCAAUUCUUUCACUUUCUCAAUGUGAGCGUCAUCCGUUGACGUUGAUGGUCUUCCAGAGCGUGAGUCGUCUUCAACGGAUUCUCGUUCUUCUCGAAGCUUCUUAAACCACUCAAACGUACUUGUUUUCGAUAAACAACCAUCGCCAUAAGCUUUUUGCAACAUUUUGAAUGCGUUUGUGAGCGAAAUUUCGUUCGCGCGACACAAAAUUUCAAACAAAUUCUUUGCUCCAUAUUUUUCAACAUCGUAAAAAUCGCCGUGCACAACGAUCUUCACUGACAUAAACAACUGCCACUUUCAAACGGCUUGAAGGAACGCCAUGAUUUUUUUCACCAAAUGUGAAGGACAUGUGUACCAAAUUAAGAAAGCAAACGGAUUUGAUUUACAGUUCACCCGCGAUUUUAAAAAAAUAAAGUUCGGACAUUUUUUUAUCGCAGUAAUAAUGUAGAGGUUUGUGGACUCAGGGGUACACCGCGCUCUCGAAAGAGAGAGAGAGAGAGAGAGAGAGAGAGAGAGACAGAGAGAG
Messenger RNA from Harpegnathos saltator (Jerdon's jumping ant), 3006 nucleotides. Its product is annotated as tumor necrosis factor receptor superfamily member 3. The transcript is spliced from 2 exons. The coding region runs from base 377 to 940 and encodes 187 amino acids. The record is from RefSeq and is a predicted model, not a curated record. NCBI's taxonomy places the organism in Eukaryota, Metazoa, Arthropoda, Insecta, Hymenoptera, Formicidae. Gene Ontology annotation, molecular function: protein binding.